Molecule: messenger RNA, 1758 nt
Organism: Oncorhynchus kisutch (coho salmon)
Lineage: Eukaryota; Metazoa; Chordata; Actinopteri; Salmoniformes; Salmonidae
Exons: 4
Coding region: 641-1414 (257 amino acids)
Source: RefSeq, a predicted model, not a curated record
ACUAAUAAAUUAUCUAUGAUUUUGUUUUAUUUGCUAGCAGAGAAUGUUAAACAAUAAUGUGUGUCUGUGUGCGUGUGCUAAUUGCUGGAAUACCACCAAAUUAUUGUUUUCUGGUGACACAAGAGACAGGGGGGGAAGGAGACGGUGAAUUGUUUGGAAGAUUCUGUCUGACUUUCACAGACUAGAGCUACUGACCAUCCAGAAGAAAGAGCCAAAGCUGUCUGUCGUGUACGAUCUUCUGAAUCUGAUAUGGAAGAUGUAUCACUUCAGCGAAAAUCCAAACGAGAGCUCUGUGUUCUCGGGCAAGAGCUCGGUGUGGAUAUUUGCACACCGUCUAGCGUCAAGUGAACUCACUGGAUCCCCCAUGUCCACAGAGCCCUUAGUGUUCCUACAGCAUGGACAAGACAAGGACCUUGCCACUGACUAAGGCCAGUACUCCGUUGUUCUGCAGCACAUGGAACACCAGGCCGUAGCAUCAACAACAGCAGUUCAAGGGCGGGUAAAGAAGGUCACUUUUACACAGGAAAUGUAAUUCCACACUAGUUUUAAAAAAUAGGUUCAAGACUCAAAUGAACUUUCAGAAUCAAGUAAUUGACAGGUGACAGUUUAUUUACUCACUACUCAACAGAUAAAGUGGGAAAUGGUGAAUACACUCUUUUGUGUGUUCUGCCAUUUUCUUUCAGACAUGUUUGAGCAGCUAUCCUCACUUAGCCUCACCCUGCAAAGGAAUGACCUGAUCCUCUCCCAAGCCACAUCAGAGUUGAGGAAGACAGUGACCAGACGAGAAGCACUAAAGCUUCAGACCAUGCUUGCUCAGCAGCAGGGUGAUGAGAGGAGAUUCCAGGGAAUAACACUGAAUGGGAAUCUGAAAGGCUUCAUGGACCUCACCAGUCCCCAGCUGAAGCAGCACAUGAAGGCAGCCAUCAACAUGGGCGUGGAUGAUCUCAAAGCCAGGUUUGGUGGUUUGCUGAAGGAUGAGGGUGUCCAGACCCCAGUGGAGUCUUUCAGAGUGCUAAACCCUGACACCUGGCCAGAAGACCAGGCCAGCCUUCUCACCUUUGGCAAUGAUGGUGUGGCAGACCUGAUGAGGCAUUUCAAGGAGCCUCUAGAGAGAUCGGGGUGCAACAUGGCUGCAAUCCAGGAUGAGUGGCAGGGGCUGAAAAUCCUGGUCAGCCACAAUGUCAAGGACCAGUCCUACAGUGGCCUGUGGGAGACCAUGUUGACAAAGGACCCCUACAGGCACGAUUACAAGAACAUACUGGAGUUGGUGCAGCUUAUGCUGGUGCUGCCCAUUUCAGCCGCCCAGUGUGAGCGAGACUUCUCUGCGCACAACCGGAUUAAGAAUUCGACAAGAAGCUGCCUUGGGGUCUCCACCACCGAAGAUGAGGAUCAGCCUGGAGGGGUCUUCUGUUGAGGAGUUCUAUCCCACUCCUGUCGUGGACCACUGGCUGACCUCUAAGCGUGCCAGACGGCCAACGUACAAAAUCAGCUGGAUAACUGAUAUCCUUUGUGUCUAGUAGGCUUGGGUCAAUGUGUGAUUUUGGUGGUAUGUGCUGUUCCAAAGAUGUGUGUCCCUUAGUACACGCACACACGCAGUAUAAAUAUGUAUGUAAUAAAUAGUUUGUUAAUAAACUCUGUUACAUUUUUCACUGUGCUCCUGAAUUUCUUUGUGUGCUCCUAAUGUUUUCAUUUAAGAGCGCAUUUACUCCUUGGGAAAAAAGUUAGCAUAGAGCAUGCCAUAAGUACCAGACCCUGUUG